Exserohilum turcica Et28A is the source of this 949-nucleotide messenger RNA. RefSeq lists its product as uncharacterized. The transcript has 2 exons. NCBI's taxonomy places the organism in Eukaryota, Fungi, Ascomycota, Dothideomycetes, Pleosporales, Pleosporaceae. The record is from RefSeq and is a predicted model, not a curated record. Bases 1 to 801 code for a protein of 266 amino acids.
AUGUCGCAGCACUCUCCCUCUUCCUACAACGUGGGCUAUCCACCGCCUCAGCAGGCCGCCGGACGCAAGCGCAGCCACCAGGACGACUUGCCCCACGACCUUGCCCCAAGCCUAGAGCAGCAGCUCAACCCCUACGCCCAGGCAGCAGGCAGUGUCUCUCUGCAACACGCGACUCAGAGCUACUCGAUGCAACAGUAUCCGCCGCCGCCACCAGCCCCGCAGUCUACCCUACCUCCCACCCACCAUCACCAUCUGCCCAGCAGCCAUCGCAAUAAAAGACACCACACCAUGGAGGGCGCACCUCCCUCUCCCUCGCAUCACCAUGGCCCUCCGAGCGUCGUAGGCCAAGAGGGAAUGCCUGCACCCGCACAACGGCCCCGCGGCCCGAAGCUCAAGUUUACCCCCGAGGACGACCAGCUCCUCGUCGACCUCAAAGAAAAGAAGAAUCUCACCUGGAAGCAAAUUGCAGACUUUUUCCCAGGCCGCAGUUCCGGUACCCUGCAAGUGCGUUACUGCACCAAGCUCAAAGCAAAGACGACGGUUUGGACGUCAGAGAUGGUCGACAAGCUUCGCAAUGCCAUGCAGGAGUACGAAAACGACCGUUGGCGCAUCAUCUCGUCCAAGGUUGGCAGCGGUUUCUCGCCCGCCGCGUGUAGAGACAAGGCAGAGGAACUCCAGGCAGUGGAGCUUGCUCAACAAGAAGCACAAGAAGGCGAGCAUUCACAACUUCAACAUCAAAGCGCCUAUGCACCCUCACAAAUGGGACCUGACUCAAGCGAUUCAGGAGCAAGAUACCACUGACUGGCCGACGGCGACGGCGACGGCUUAACCAACGCAGUCGGGUCUCUUCAUUUAUGGUGAGCAAACAUAGGGGGGGAGGUGUUGCUUUGGGGACAACGAGCAGAAGAGAUGGGUGGCAGGGUUGGUGCUGGUCACAAACGCCUUCUGU